CACACACAAUGUAUCUUAUAUAUAUUGUAUAUAGUACACAUACUUUCACAUGGCGGUUCUCUCUGAACCACUGUGUAAUGCUAACUUGAGCUUCUGGUCAUAGAUCCAGCAGAAGAAAGAGAUCAAGACCAAAGACGACGCAGUGGCCAUCGAGAUGUCUGACCUAGUGAUCUACUGUCAGUCACGCAGCAAAGACAAGGACAGCUUUGUGACGUACACAUUUACGGAGAUCCGCUCGUUUCCCGGAGAACAAGACUCCUGCUAAGAGCAAGUCCAAGGAGUUCCUCAAGUACAACCGCAAGGCCCUCAGCCGCAUCUACCCCAAACUCCAGCGCAUGGACUCCUCCAACUAUGACCCCUACCCGCUGUGGCUAUUCGGCUGCCACAUGGUGUCGCUCAACUUCCAGACAGCAGAUAAGUACACGCAGCUGAACAGCGCCCUCUUCAGUUUGAAUGGGCACACUGGCUAUGUACUGCAGCCUAAAAUGAUGAGGGAGGAGAACUACGACCCCCAGCACAAAACCGAAGUGAAGUUCACUAUCACAGUGCGGGUGAUUGCUGCCAGACACCUGCCCAAGCUAGGGCACAGCAUCGUCAGCCCCUUCGUGGAGAUCGAGCUGUGCGGCCAGACGGACGAGAGCAACUUCAAGACUACUGUCUGCCGUGAGUGGAGUCGGGUUGUGGAGCUGCUUUGCUGUCAUUUCAUUGACUUCUGAUGUGUUCACACAUUUUAUUUUUGAUGGAUAGUUGUGCAAGAUGUGUGUAUACCUUUCUGCUAUUGCUAAUGGUUUUCAACAUUUUUUCUUUUGUAGUUGGAUCUUUGCAAUCCUUUUAGAUAUUCAAGACUAGUACGAACAGUGAGACUAAGAGACAGACAGACAGACAGCAAUUGCAGGAAUAAAAUAAUUUUCAAAGCUGGGAAAGAUUUAUCUACAGAAAUUGUGUGUACUUUUUGGAAACAUGCCUAGGGUUUGCUGGGGUUCACUGUUACAUAUCAGUUAUCCAUUGCUGGGGUUCACUGUUAAAUAUCAGUUCAUUGUCGCAGUUCACUGCGACAUA
This is a messenger RNA of Clupea harengus (Atlantic herring), 1059 nucleotides long. Its product is annotated as 1-phosphatidylinositol 4,5-bisphosphate phosphodiesterase gamma-2-like. The transcript is spliced from 4 exons. Lineage: Eukaryota; Metazoa; Chordata; Actinopteri; Clupeiformes; Clupeidae. The record is from RefSeq and is a predicted model, not a curated record. Bases 336 to 716 code for a protein of 126 amino acids.